Argiope bruennichi is the source of this 4275-nucleotide messenger RNA. It is a transcript of the gene cry, whose product is annotated as cryptochrome-1-like. The record is from RefSeq and is a predicted model, not a curated record. Gene Ontology annotation, biological process: circadian regulation of gene expression; entrainment of circadian clock by photoperiod. NCBI's taxonomy places the organism in Eukaryota, Metazoa, Arthropoda, Arachnida, Araneae, Araneidae. The transcript has 10 exons. Gene Ontology annotation, cellular component: nucleus; cytoplasm. Gene Ontology annotation, molecular function: FAD binding; DNA binding. The coding region runs from base 217 to 1803 and encodes 528 amino acids.
AAGUCAUAAAUGUGAUUGCGAAAUCAUGGAACUUCUGUAUCUGCAAAAUUAACCUUUACAUUAAAAUAAAAAUUUAAAAAAUCUGAUAAAGAAAUUUUUGAAAUCUUAAGUGAUGCAGAUAAAGUAUUGAACAUUUUAACUGAAGUUCAAAUUUAUCAAAUAUUUGAUUGUGAAUAGAAAAUUCAAAUUGAAUUAGAUAAAAUAUUUCUAGCAACUAUGAGUGGUGCCAAAUUUAUCCAUUGGUUUCGGAUGGAUUUACGUCUACAUGAUGUGCCAACAAUAACUACAGCAUUAAAGAGUUGCUCCUCAUUUUAUCCUGUGUACAUUUUUGAUGAAGAUGACAUUAAAGAACAAAAAAUAAGGUACAAUAAAGUGAGAUUUAUAAUUGAUGCCUUGAACGAUAUAAACAACAAACUUCAGCUGAAUGGAGGAAGACUGUAUGUUUUCAAAGGCAAUCCAGCUAAAAUAUUUUCCGACCUUUUCAAGAAGUGGGAUAUUUCAUACUUAUCAUAUGAAGAAGAUGUACAACCGAUUUGGAAAGAAACAGAAAAAUCUAUACAAGAAGUCUGUGAGGAAAAUAAUGUUAAGAUUAUUAAAGAAGUAUCUCAUACUUUAUGGAAUUUGGAUGAAAUUCUGAAUGCUAAUAGGGGACAACCACCUGUUACUUAUGAAGUUUUCUGUCAUGUUGUUGAUGCUGUUGGCCCUCCUCCUAAGCCAGAACCUGACUUGAAUCUUGAUGGUGUUUUAAUGCCAAGAGAUGAUUCUACCCUGCAAGAUCUACCUAAUGAACCAGAAGAUUUGGGUGUCUAUCCAGAGUGUAUUCAACAAAAAAAUAAGAUUUGGGUUGGAGGAGAAGUGCGAGCUUUGGAACACUUAAGGGAACGUCUGAAAGUUGAAGAAGCAGCUUUAGCUGAUGGAUUUUUCAUGCCAAAUCAGGCUCAGCCUGAUCUUUUAGGCCCAUCCAUGUCUUUGAGUGCUGCUUUGAGUUUGGGAUGCUUGUCAGUUAGAAAACUCUAUUGGAGCUUACAAGAUUUGCAUAGUUCAAUAAAUCCAGAUCUAUGUGUUUCUGAAAGUUUAAUUAACCAGUUGUUGUGGCGGGAAUAUUUUUAUGCAAUGUGCAAGAACAAUCCCAAUUAUGGUACCAUGCGGGAAAAUCCUAUAUGUUUGAAUAUUCCAUGGUUAACAGAUGAUCAGAAACUCAAAAGUUGGACAAAUGGACAAACUGGUUUUCCUUUUAUUGAUGCUGCUAUGCGGCAAAUGAUUCAAGAAGGAUGGGUUCAUCAUGUUGGAAGAAAUGCAGUGGCAUGUUUUCUCACUCGAGUUGAUUUAUGGAUUUCCUGGGAAGAAGGUUUUAAAAUCUUCAUGAAGUACUUGAUAGAUGCUGACUUUCCUGUUUGUGCUGGAAAUUGGAUGUGGGUAUCCAGUUCUGCAUUUGAAAACAUUCUUCAGUGUCCAACAUGCAUAUCUCCUAUAUCUUAUGGUCGUUGUGUUGAGCCAUCUGGUAAUUAUAUUAGAAAAUAUGUACCAGAGCUUAGGAAUAUGCCAGCCAAAUACAUUUUUGAACCCUGGUUGGCACCACUUUCAGUUCAGGAACAAGCUGGUUGUAUCAUUGGGACAGAUUAUCCCUAUCCCAUUGUUAAUCAUCAAGAAGCUGCUAAAAUAAAUCGCAAAAGAAUGGAUUCGAUCAAAGCAGGCUUUUAUCAGAAACCAUUUCCUCUCCACUGUGCUCCAAGCAAUGCUAUGGAAACUCGAGUGUUUAUGUGGUUACCAGAAAAAUGCAUUGAGAAUCUAAAGAGCAACUAAGCAGAUUAAUUUGUAUUGUCAUUAUAUAUUUUAUAAUGGCAACAAUUGCAUUUAUAUAUUUGGGGUUUUCUUUAUUGUAAUUUUUGAAUUAUUAAAGUGCUAUGGGCAAUUUGAAAAUUAGAAAGUUAUAUUUCUCAUGUAAAUUUAAUGGAACAAUUUAGCAAGCAGCACAAUUUAUUUUAUGUGUAAGCUGUUGAUGUUUUUUUUUUUUGUAUGUAAUAUGGGCUUUUAUCAGAUAAUUUAAAUGACAGAAUGAAAUUACCCUUUAAAUUUGAAAUUGAUAAACAGAAUAUGAAAUUACUCUACAUUUCUAAAAAAAUUUGCAGCUUUAUUUAUUUAUUUAUUAUUAUUAUUGAUUGAAAAAUUUUCACAGAAUUAUAAAUUUUUUACAGAACUUAAAAUAGGCAAAGAAUGUUUAAUGAGUUUUUAACAACGUAUAGUAUAAUUUAUGAAAGGAGAUGUAUAUCUCUAUGGUUAUGAAAAAGAUUAGUAAAUAUAAUUUUAAAAAUGCUGAAAAUUAUGUCAUACAUUGAAUUAUUAAAUUUUAUGUGUAAACUAAAGAUAUCUAUUUGGGGACAUUCCAGAUGACAUAUGAAGGACAUUUUUUUUUUCUUUCUAUUUCAUAAUUUUAUUUUAUUUUUGUACUAAUGUUUAAACUGUUGAUAAUUUAUUUAAGGACUUUUAUAAUGGUAGAAUUGCAUUAUAAUGACUUUGACAAAACUGUUACAAAAAUUGGUUUAUUUUAAUUGCUUCCUUUGUGUGACAAAUGAUAAAAAGGGGUGGGGGCAUGAUAUGGUGCUAACACUGAUAGGAACGGAAAAGAAAAUCUAAAUUAAGUCAAUAUGCAAUACAUUCCUAUUAACAUGAUAUUGUGGAAAAUGUUUCAUUUUCUUAAUGUGUAUGUUGUAAACUUUUAAUAAUUCUUUUGUAGAAAAUGUUAGUAGAUGCAAGUAGAUAUAUAUGAUAUCUCAGUCUAAUUUUCAUUGGAAUUAUACAUGCAUUGUGUCUAAAAAUAUUAAAAUGUUGUAAUAUUUAAGAAACAUCAUCAUACACAUAAAGCAGAGCUUCACUUUCAGAUUUGCACUUUGUGUAUGCGUACAGAUUAUACCUAUUCUUUAUAAUCAAGGAUAAUAGGACUUUGAAAGGAAAAUAUUUAUUCAAAACUUUGUACUUUUAUAAUUAAAUAGUUAUAACAAUUGAGAGACUUUAUGAAGGUGGAUAGCAGACUAUGAUAGUGUUCCUAGUAUGUAAGAUAGUGAUUACAUAUUUUAUUACAUAUAUUUGAUGAAACAUUUGUUACAUUUAUAUUUCACGAAUGUAACUACGAUAUGUAUUAUUUUAUACUUUCUGAAAUAUGAAUUACUAGAUUUAUCCAUUCUAGAGCAUCAGCGAAAAUAAAUAAAAUUAUAUAUUUAUAAAAUGUUGCUGUAGAUAGAUUUUUUUUUUUUUGGAUACAACUAAAAAAAAAAAAAAAAAUUUUAAAUUUAUGUGUAUAUAGAUAAUUAAUUUUGAAAUGUUUAUCUUUUUUGUAUUAUUUUUGUUAUCACCAAAUAUUAUAUCAAAUAAUAAUUUAUAAGCUCAAAAAAAUAUGAGAACUUUUCAGUGAUUUUUCUUUUUGAUUACAGUUUAAUUUGAAUCAAUAUAAAUUAUUCUACUUGUGCAUAUUGAAGAAUUUAUAAAGUAUGAACGAGAGUAUUUAAAUUAAAUGAAAAAUUAAGGCAUCCUUCGAAGAAUCCUGUUUUUUAUUUGUAAUAAUUUUAUAUAAAUAAAUGCAAAUGCUAUGCUCAUUAUUUAUGUGUUAUAUCUUUAAAUAUGUAUAAUAUUUUAUUCAUUCCUGGAAUGGAAAAAGAUGCACAAGCAAUUUUGUUGGCUGAUGUUUUAAAUUUUGUAGUUUAAUAUUAGUUGUUUUUUAUAAUCUUUAUUUUAUUUUUGGAAUUAGUAUAUAAAAUUUUUAUAUUCUUCUGUUUUAUAUACUCUUAACAUUUUACACAGUGCUUUUGAUUUUUUUAAAAAAAUCUGUCUCAGAAAUAAUGUUAAAUGGAUGAAACAUUAAAAAAAAUAUUUUUAACUAUCAGUCUAAUAUUCAUCAUGAUUAUUCAAUUCUUUCACUUUCAUCCUAAUGUAUGGCUAUCAUUGAAUCAUUGCUAUAUAAGCUCUUAAUGUAUACUUUCUUAUCUGAUAUAUACUUUCUGUGACUAUCAUUGAGUCAUAUAUCUUAAUGUACGAGUUCUUAACUGAGUCAUUGUUAUAUUUUAUUCAAUAGAUAAUAUUAUUUUACCGAAAUUUUGAAUCACUGUGAAUUAGAUUUAAGAUAAACUGCAAUAAGAAUGGUGACAUUUUUAAAAAGAAAAAUAUUUUCAUUUGUUCUUUUCUUCCAGUGGUUUUAAAAAAAAGUCUGAUAAACUGUUUCUUAUAUUUUAACUCACAAAUAAUAAAAGUUAAUGAAAUGAAAAUAUUUUUAUGAACUCAUAU